CAGACUGGGCCGCCCCUGCCUGGAUCAAGCUGAGAUUGAUUGACACGCGAAAGGCGAUCGAGUCCAAGUUCAUCAGGCGGGAAGCUCGCUAGAGCACGAGCACGUGCGUGUUGAUCCAUGGAGAAGCAGAAGCAGAAGAAGCACGGGAGGUCCAGGAGCUUCACCGGCGGCGGGCUGGCCUCCUUCCUCAGUUCCACCGUCGCGUCCUCCUCCUCCUUCCCGUCCCGUGGCAACGGCAGGUCCUCCUUCAACCACCGCAACGCCUUCUCGGGGCCCAUCGUCUCCAUCGUCCCGCCGGAGGCGCGCGGCGGCGCCGGCAGUAAGAGGAAGCAGUCGGGCUACCGUACGCCCGAGCCGUCGUCGCCCAAGGUGUCCUGCAUCGGGAAGAUCAAGAGGAGCAACUCGAAGACCAAGAAGAAGGUCAACCCGUGCGGCAAGAACGGCGGUGCCUGCCCGCUGCCUCCGAGGCCGACGACGACGACGGAGGGGCGAUGCAGGCCGAUGGGCUCGCUCGUGAAGCGCGUGUUCUUCCAGCGCAGCAGGUCGCGGUCCAAGUCGAGAGAUGUACGUUCCAGUCACGGGAAGGGGAGUAACGGCGUGGCGGCCGCCCCGGCGCCGGCGGGGCUCGGUCAGAUGAAGCGGUUCACGAGCGGGCGCGCGGCGUUUCAGGACUUCGACUGGCGGGAGGCGGACAUCAGGAGUGGUCGUGAUCAGGACGAUGAGGAGGAGGAGGAGGAGGACGGGUUCGUGGCGCACUGGGCACCGCUGGUGCUCGGCGGGGGCGUAGUGGCGUCGGAGCCGAGGAAGGAGGCGAACCUGUGGAGGCGGCGCCCCAUGGCUCCUCCCACUCCGCUUCAACUUCCCUAGAUAAGCAAAGCUGCAUGCGAUCCUGCAUGCAUGUUCAUCUCUGUGCGCCAAUGCCUAUAUUCUUUAGUUUGUACACCCCUUGUACACGCCUUUGUGAUGAUCAUACAAGUUCAGUUGAUUUUGUA
This is a messenger RNA of Phragmites australis (common reed), 992 nucleotides long. RefSeq lists its product as uncharacterized. The coding region runs from base 118 to 867 and encodes 249 amino acids. NCBI's taxonomy places the organism in Eukaryota, Viridiplantae, Streptophyta, Magnoliopsida, Poales, Poaceae. The record is from RefSeq and is a predicted model, not a curated record. The transcript has a single exon.